Molecule: messenger RNA, 1230 nt
Organism: Sander lucioperca (pikeperch)
Lineage: Eukaryota; Metazoa; Chordata; Actinopteri; Perciformes; Percidae
Product: anionic trypsin-2-like
Exons: 5
Coding region: 146-721 (191 amino acids)
Biological process (GO): proteolysis
Molecular function (GO): serine-type endopeptidase activity
Source: RefSeq, a predicted model, not a curated record
ACAGUAACCUGGUGGAGGACAUUCUGUUUCAGGUGUCACAGUGAGCACAGGGCUGGAUCUGCAGAAGAGAAUCAUUGGAGGUCAACCAUGUAAACCAACUGAGCGUCUGUACCAUGUUGAACUGACAAUUCGUGGUAAUUUUCCAAUGUUCCACUGUGGCGGUACUCUGUUAAAAAACCAGUGGAUUCUGACUGCAGGACACUGCUGGGAGAAGGGAGGGAAAAUAACAGCACAUUUAGGUGUGCAUCCAGAAAUCAACAAACAAUCAGAGCAAACCAUCGCAAGACAUGAGAUCUUUACAGAUGCCCAAGGAAAUGUUCAUGACAUCAUGCUGCUGAAGCUACCUAAACCAGCUAACAUUCAACCUGUACCACUUCCUGUCUGUGGAACUCAUCCACCUCUAGGUGACACCGUUCAUAUGGCUGGUCAUAGCUAUACUAAUGAAAAAAAACUUCAAAGAUCAGAUACUCUCCAAUGUGUUGACACCACGGUUGUCAAAUGUGAACCCGGGUUUUCUGACGCCCAUCAACACGUAUUCUGUGGCAAAAGAGCUAGAGUGGAUGCUUGUCCAGGUGACUCUGGUUCUGGAGUGGUGUACGAAGGCAAGAUUUAUGGUGUCAUUUCCACUGGUUAUUGCACUAACCAAGGAACACAAGUUGAAUUUAUGGACGUCUGUAAUAAUGAUUACAUACAGUGGAUCAAUCAAAUAAUAGCAACAUAGAGAUGUCUAAUGUGUGGUUAUUGUAAAAUGUCCUGUCAUUCAAGAGACAUGUCACAUGUGUUAAGAAAAUUGUUAAAAAUUGUUAAGUUAUUCUAAAUUUGCAAUUCACAGUUGUUUAGAUUACAUUAAAUGUUUGACUGUCAUUUGUAAAGCCCUUAAAGACAAACAAUAAUGAUGAUUGUCUGACUGUAGUUUCACAAGGUAGUGUCUGAGUUACAAAUGUAAAUUUACACAAUGUUGCUAUCAAAAUGUUAUCUAUCUACAGUUUUUAAAUAUCCUUUUCUCCUUUUUCACUCAAAAUGUAAAAAUACAAUUGUACAUUUGCCCUUAUAUCAAUUCAGCAGAUUAAGCAUGCUAUAAUCAUUGUAUGGAAAAAGUAACAAAGGGCCAUUAUAUAUACAAAUAUAACAGUCAAUUCUUUUAAAAAUACUUUUAUCAAUUAUAAUCAAUGUGUUUACCUUGACCGUGUUGUCAGUUAAAAAUAAAUUUUGAUGACUAACAAUCAUUAA